This is a messenger RNA of Talaromyces amestolkiae, 1053 nucleotides long. RefSeq lists its product as uncharacterized. The record is from RefSeq and is a predicted model, not a curated record. Bases 1 to 1053 code for a protein of 350 amino acids. Gene Ontology annotation, molecular function: dioxygenase activity. Lineage: Eukaryota; Fungi; Ascomycota; Eurotiomycetes; Eurotiales; Trichocomaceae. The transcript has 2 exons.
AUGGCGUCUGAUCGGGAAAAGAACAGUGCAGUCUCCGCGGGCGUGCAGCAGGACGACUUAACCAUCCCGGUGAUUGAUUUCUCGUCGUUCUUGAGCGGCGACUCAAAGACAAAACAACAAACUGCCUCGGCAAUCCUGCACGCGUUUCGCACUAGCGGUUUCCUCUACCUCGCCAAUGCCGGCAUUUCCCCCAUCACUGUCCAAAAUGUGUUCGCCCAUUCCGCUAGAUUUUUCGAUCGCCCCGAGCAACAGAAAGAAGCUCUGUGCUGGGAUACCCCAGAAUCGAACCGUGGAUAUGUAAGGUUCGGUAGAGAAAAAGUCACACAAUCCGCAGAUCCAGAGGAAAUACUGCGCCUUCGAACUGCCAACCCGGAUUUUAAGGAGACGAUGGAAAUUGGCCGGGAGGGAGUGGAGGGACUGCCAAAUAAAUGGCCGGAUUGCUUUGAUGAGGAGGGCAGGGAAUUCACGCGUGUGAUGCAGGCUUUUCAUGAUACAUGUAAGGAUCUACAUAUGCAGGUGAUGCGUGCCAUUGCUCUAGGUAUGCAUUACGAGGAGACUUUCUUUGACGAUUACACCAAUGUUGGCGAUAACACUCUUCGCUUGCUGCAUUAUCCACCUGUUCUCAAGAGUGUCUUUGAGAACAAUCCGGAUGCUGUCAGAGCCGGGCCCCAUUCAGACUAUGGCUCCAUCACGCUACUAUUUCAAGAUGACAUUGGCGGUCUCGAAGUCAAAUCUCCGCAAAACACAUGGGUGCGUGCUGUGCCCAUCAAAGACACCAUCGUUGUGAAUGCGGGAGAUCUUUUGGCUCGAUGGAGUAAUGACACAAUAAAGAGCACAAAUCAUCGUGUCGUUCAGCCCCCUUCUGCGUCUGGUAGCUCGACUGAGGGAUCGGAUCUGUAUCCCACGCGAUACAGCGUGGCGUAUUUUUGCAAUCCCAAUUUCGACAAAACUAUCGAGGUGCUGCCGGGAACUUAUGCCGAUGUUAGCGAGAAGAAGUAUGAGCCUAUCAACAGUGGUGAUUAUUUGACGAUGAGGUUGGCUGCUACAUAUUGA